Molecule: messenger RNA, 1614 nt
Organism: Saxophila tyrrhenica
Lineage: Eukaryota; Fungi; Ascomycota; Dothideomycetes; Mycosphaerellales; Extremaceae
Exons: 4
Coding region: 1-1614 (537 amino acids)
Molecular function (GO): heme binding; monooxygenase activity; iron ion binding
Source: RefSeq, a predicted model, not a curated record
AUGGUCGAAGCACAGCAGCAGCAGCAGGGCAUAAUGGCCCUCCUGCUCUCCCCCACGGUACUGCCGUUCUUCCUCAUCGCCGUAAUCUACACAACAAUCAAGCUCAUGGACAGGACCGAUGUCCCCAAGAUCAAGAACCUACCAGAAGUCCCCGGCUGGCCUAUCUUUGGGAACCUGAUCCAAUUCGGCGAGAACCAUGCCAAAAUCGCACACGACUUGUCAAAGAAGUAUGGACCAGUGUUCCAGGUUCGACUGGGCAACCGCAGGAUCGUAUUCGCCAACACCUUCGACAGCGUGAAGAACUUGUGGAUCACGAAUCAGUCUGCUUUGAUCUCGAGGCCAACACUGCAUACAUUCCACACCGUUGUCUCAAGCAGCGAGGGCUUCACCAUCGGAACCAGCCCGUGGGACGAGAGCUGCAAAGCCAGGAGAAAGGCUGCGGCGACCGCCUUGAACAAGCCGGCUGUGCAAUCAUACAUGCCCAUCAUUGACUACGAAUCAACGAAGUCUAUCAAAGAGUUGCUCGGCGACUCAAAGAAUGGCCAAAUAGAUGUGGAUCCCAACGCCCAUUUCGCACGCUACGCUCUUUCUACAUCGUUGACUCUCAACUAUGGCAUCAAGAUCGAGGGCAAUGUCGACGACAAGAUGUUGGCGGAGAUCACGCAUGUCGAGCGCGAGAUCUCUAACUUCCGGUCAACGAGCAACAACUGGGCUGACUACAUACCCUUGAUGAGACUGAAGCCUGGGAACAACACCAAGCCGCUGGAGUACAAGAAGCGAAGAGCAUCAUACAUGAACCAGCUUCUCAACAUGCUAAAAGAGCGCAUCGACAAAGGCACAGACAAGCCUUGCAUCACCGGCAAUGUCUUGAAAGAUCCAGAAGCCAAGCUCAACCAUGCCGAAGUAAUGUCCAUCGGCCUCAGCAUGGUCUCAGCUGGUCUCGACACUGUCCCAGGCAAUCUGAUCAUGUGCAUCGCUUACCUCUCCAGUCCUGACGGACAAGAGAUCCAGAAACGUGCCCUAGAGGAGAUCAACGAACGCUAUCCCAAUAACGACAGCUGGGAACGCUGCUUGCACGAAGACAAGUGCGAGUACAUCACAGCGUUGGUCAAAGAGACAUUGCGCUUUUGGAGCGUCAUUCCGAUUUGUUUGCCACGAGUGAACACGAAGGACAUCCAAUGGGGCGACGCAACAAUACCAGCAGGCACAAGCUUCUACAUGAACGCCUACGGUGCCCAUUACGAUGACUCCCAUUUCAAGAACCCAUACGAAUUCAACCCAGAUCGCUACCUCUCGGACAAGAGUAUCGACGACGCUGCCGCCACCCGUGGAACGCCGCAUUACGGCUAUGGAGCUGGGUCAAGGAUGUGCAUUGGAACCCAUCUUGCGAACCGAGAGUUGUACACUGCUUUCUUGCGCAUGAUCACAGCCUUCGAGAUCGUGCCACCAAAGGACAAGAAGGACCAGCCAGUACUGGAUGCGUUUGGCUGCAACAAGCUGUUGACGAGCUUGACGCUGAACCCGAAGGAGUUCAAGGUCGGUCUCAAGAUCAGGGACAAGGCAUUGCUAGAUCAGUGGAUCAAAGAAAGCGAGGAAAGGACGAAAGACUUGUGA